Messenger RNA from Lichtheimia ornata, 4881 nucleotides. RefSeq lists its product as uncharacterized. Gene Ontology annotation, biological process: vesicle transport along actin filament; actin filament organization. NCBI's taxonomy places the organism in Eukaryota, Fungi, Mucoromycota, Mucoromycetes, Mucorales, Lichtheimiaceae. Gene Ontology annotation, molecular function: microfilament motor activity; actin filament binding; ATP binding. Gene Ontology annotation, cellular component: myosin complex; actin cytoskeleton; cytoplasm. The transcript is spliced from 18 exons. The coding region runs from base 1 to 4881 and encodes 1626 amino acids. The record is from RefSeq and is a predicted model, not a curated record.
AUGGCAAGUGAAACAAGUAUUCCCCCGCAAGCUGUGGAGGUGUACACCAAAGGUACCAAGGCCUGGUUCGAGGAUAAGCGUGAAGCAUGGAUCUCUGCCACUUGUAUCUCCAACACGGUAUCCGACGGCAAAGUGAUCAUUGUGUUUGAAGGCGAUAACGACCGCAAGGAAUAUCGAUUCGAAUCUACCGUGGCAGCUAUUGAAAAGAAUGGAGGAUCAACAUUGCCGCCCUUACGCAAUCCACCAAAGAUGGAAUACACUGAUGAUUUGACCAAUCUUAGCCAUCUCAACGAACCUGCUGUCUUGAACACUAUCCGCACGAGAUACAUGCAGCGCCUUAUUUAUACAUACUCGGGUAUCGUUUUGAUUGCUGUCAACCCUUUUGAUCGCGUGGCCCUGUAUGAUCCCGACAUCGUCCAACAAUAUUCGGGGAAACGCCGUGGCGAGCUUGAACCACACUUGUUUGCGAUCGCUGAAGAUGCUUAUCGAUGCAUGAUCCGUGGACAAACGAACCAGACCAUUGUUGUAUCAGGAGAAAGUGGUGCAGGCAAAACGGUCAGCGCAAAGUACAUCAUGAGAUAUUUUGCCACUGCCGAUGAUCAAGAAUCCAUUGGAAAGAAGAAAAAGCUCAAUGGCUCAAUGACAGAAGUCGAGGAACAGAUCCUAGCAACCAACCCUAUCAUGGAAGCUUUUGGUAACGCCAAAACGACAAGAAACGACAACAGCUCUCGCUUUGGCAAAUACAUCGAGAUCCAAUUUGAUGAUGGCCCCAAUAUCAUCGGUGCAAAGAUUCGAACCUACUUGCUUGAGCGAUCUCGCUUGAUUUUCCAACCACAAACAGAACGCAAUUAUCACAUCUUUUAUCAGCUUUGUGCGGGUGCACCAUUAUCAGAAAAGAAGCAAUUCGAGCUUGGUGAUUACACCAAAUUCCAUUAUCUCAAUCAGAGCGGCACAGGAACAAUUCCCGGUGUCGAUGAUACGUCCGAAUUCGAGAUCACACAACGAGCGUUAUCCACCAUUGGUCUUUCAGUGGAGCUUCAAUGGAAAAUCUUCCGUUUGCUUGCUGCAUUACUUCAUAUUGGCAACAUCCAAAUUGGCGGUCGGGGUGAUGCCAUGCUCAGCGAGAACGAUGAGGCUCUUUUGACAGCAACCCGAUUGAUGGGGGUGAAAUCCAGCGAAUUCAGAAAGUGGAUUGUGCGAAAGCAAAUUGUGACACGCUCAGAAAAGAUUAUCACCAACCUGACGCCAGCUCAAGCAAAUGUUGUCAAGGAUUCGGUUGCCAAAUACGUUUAUGCCAAUCUCUUUGAAUGGCUUGUUGGCGUGAUCAAUGAGAGCCUUUCAUGCCCUGAUGCUGACAAAGUCCGGACAUUCAUUGGUGUUCUUGAUAUCUAUGGGUUUGAGCACUUUAAGAAGAACUCCUUUGAGCAAUUCUGCAUCAACUAUGCCAAUGAAAAAUUACAACAGCAGUUCAAUCAACAUGUCUUCAAGCUUGAGCAAGAGGAGUACAUGCGAGAAAAGAUCAAUUGGAGGUUUAUUGAGUUCAGCGACAACCAAAAGUGCAUUGAGUUGAUUGAAUCACGAUUGGGUAUUUUGUCCCUGCUUGAUGAGGAAUCACGAUUGCCUUCAGGCUCGGAUCAAGGCUUUAUCGACAAACUAUAUUCCAAUUUCUCGACCCCUGAUUACAAGGACUAUUUCAAGAAACCACGCUUCUCCAAUAGUGCUUUCACUAUCGCUCAUUACGCUCAUGAUGUGCAAUACGAAGGUGAAAACUUUUUGGACAAGAACAAGGACACAGUACCAGACGAGCACCUAUCAUUGUUGCAGACAUCUGAAUUCGACUUUUUGGUUGAUGUGCUCGAGAAAGCCGCGUCAAACAACCCAGCUCCCCCAGUUGAGAACAAGCGGAUGAGUUCAAUGUUCCGAAAGCCUACUCUUGGCUCUAUCUUCAAGCUGUCUUUGAUCAAUCUUAUGGAUACGAUUGAGCACACCAAUGUCCAUUACAUCCGCUGUGUCAAACCCAACGAGGCGAAGCUGGCUUGGGAAUUCGAGCCCAACAUGGUACUCUCUCAGCUACGUGCAUGUGGUGUAUUGGAGACAAUCCGUAUCAGCUGUGCAGGCUAUCCAUCACGUUGGACAUUUGAAGAAUUUGCCGAACGCUAUUACGCUUUGAUACCUUCUAAGCUUUGGAAGCAAGAUGACAUUCCCCAACUAUGUCAUACGAUUCUCGAUGCUACUAUUAAGGACCAAGACAAGUACCAAGUUGGCACUACCAAAAUCUUUUUCCGCUCUGGUCAGCUUGCAUACCUUGAAAAACUGAGAUCGGAUCGUUUCAAUGCAUGUGCUGUCAUCGUGCAAAAGAAUGUGCGUCGUUACAUUUAUCACACCCGAUACACACGCAUGCGGCAAUUGUCCAUCCAAUUACAGCGUGUGGCGCGUUGCAAGGUCGCUCAAGCAAAGCUGCAAUCUCUCCGGGAACAAAGGGCAGCUACUACUAUCCAAGCGUGUUGGCGUAGAUACGUGGAGCGUAAAAAGUAUUUGGCAACGAAGCAUUUCAUUUUGCGUCUCCAAACAGCCAUCCGGGGUUGCCAUGGCAAACAACAACUUGUUGUUGUUAGGGAGCAUGCUGCUGCAACCAAUAUUCAACGUCUAGUGCGAGGAUGGUCUGCACGGAAGCGAUUCAAUGCCAAGCUUCGGUUCAUCAUUCAAUUACAAGCAUGCACACGUCGUCGCGCUGGUAGAAAGCAAUUUUUGGCCUUACGUCAAGAAGCUCGAUCAGCACAUCAUUUCAAAGAAGUGUCCUAUCAAUUGGAGAAUAAGAUUGUUGAGCUGACACAAACGAUCACGGGUCUCAAAGAUGAAAAGAAGCAGGCGAUUGAGCGUUCGACCCAAUUGGAGGCACAAGUGCGCACGUGGAUGGAGAAAUAUGAAAAGAUCGAGAAGAAGUCAAAGUCGUUGGAAGCCAAAUUGCAGGAGCCUACCGUACCACAGGCACAAUGGGAUCAGCUAUUAGCCGAGAAAGAGCAACUGGUUUCUGAGCAUCGAGUUUCGACCGAUAAGAACAAGAGCCAGGAGCGUGAACUCGUUCAAUUGAAGGAGCAACUUGACAAGGAGAGGCAAAAGAAUGCAAAGUUGGAAGAGUCCUUGAAGGAAGCACAAGAGCGUGCUGAUAAAGCAGCAGCUGACGAAGGAGAGAUCGCUGAGUUGAAGAGUCAAUUGGCAGCAAUGAAAGCACAGCUGACUCAAGUUAUGCAUGCUCCACGACGACAACAAUCACGCGGCUUAUCACCAUCACCCGCACACAAUGGUGCUCUUCGUAGUGUAUCUCCUUCUCCUAUCGAUGCCAACAACGAGAAUCAGCAAGCCAAAGCGGCCAACACCAAAUCGGCUACUGCUGCUGCCUCAGCACCCACACCACCUCCACCAGCUCGUACCCGUUCACCUACAGCCAUUAUUCCUAGCAAUGAUAAUACCAAGCUUCCAAGUCGCCGUAGCAGCACCGCUGAUAUGCCUGAAAACCGUAUCAAAUCAAGCGUGGUGGAUACUACUCGAAAGGCGGAAUUGCUGAACAAGAUCCCACGUCCAACUUCAAUGCAUCAAUUUGGUGCUCCUGCAAGAGUUAAAAGUAUAUCGGAAGGCAAUGAUGAAGAAAAAUUGAAGAUCUUACGUGAUGAAGAUGGCGUACAAGAAGAGAUACUUGGUGGAUUGAUCAAGGAAUUGAGGAUUCCGUUGGCAAGCUUACAAAACCAAGCAUCAAAGAAAGAGAUCUUGUUCCCCGCCCAUAUGAUUGGAAUGACGGUGACGGAGAUGUGGCGUGCUAGCCGUAUUCAAGAAUCUGAGCGGAUGCUAUUUUCGAUUAUGGAUACGAUCCAAAAACAAUGCCUAAAUUUUACGGGUGAUCAAGCUAUCAUGCCUUGUGGAUUUUGGUUAUCCAAUGUCCAUGAGUUAUUAUCUGUCAUAUGCCAAUCCGAGCGAGAGCUUGAGCAAGAAUGGCUUUCACGCAACAAGGCAGCAACAUGGCAUGAUUUCGAGAAAUUGGUCUCCACUGUCAAAUUUGAACUUCAGUGUUUGGAAGACAACAUUUUCCAUGCAUGGAUGAAAGAGCUCAAGAAACGCAUCAGCAAGAUGGUGGUCCCUGCUAUUAUCGAGGGUCAAUCUCUGCCGGGUUUUGUUACUUCGGAUUCGAAUCGAUUCUUUAACAAGUUGUUGACCGGUUCUUCACAACCAUCAUGUACCAUGGAUGAUAUUCUCAACAUACUCACAAAAGUAUGGCGUACAUUGAAAUGCUACUAUUUGGAACCAUCGAUAUCCUCCCAGGUUUUGACAGAAUUGCUCAAGCUCAUUGGUGUCACAGCCUUCAAUGAUCUCCUGAUGCGUAAAAACUUUUCAUCGUGGAAGCGAGCCAUGCAGAUUCAAUACAACGUUACCCGCAUUGAAGAAUGGUGCAAGAGCCACGAUAUACCAGAAGGAACACUUCAAUUAGAGCACCUAAUGCAAGCAACCAAGCUAUUACAAGUCAAAAAGUCAUCCUUGGAGGACGUUGAGCAAAUUUAUGAAACCUGUUGGAUCCUUUCACCGACACAGAUACAAAAGUUUAUCUCCCAAUAUCAAGUUGCUGAUUAUGAGAAUCCCGUUGGACAAGAUAUAUUAAAAGCAGUUGCUACGCAUGUCGCUGGUGACAAGAGCGAUGUUCUUUUAUUGGAUUCAGUUUCCCUUGAUGAUACAAGCAAUCCUUUCGAGAUACCAGUCCCUCGAGAAGUAGAAUCUCAAUUUUAUCUACCUGCUUGGCUCAAUCUCAAGCGUUUACGCCAACUUGCUCUCUUGGUACAAUACCAGUAUGACCAACAGCAUGCUGUGGACGCCACUGCUGUUGCUUCACCAUAG